AUGGCACCAGCUCCGUCAUUGCGAAGCACUUGGACUUCAUUUUAUCCUCCGAAGCCCAACUUUACGGAGAAGAAUGUAUCCAACCUUGGCGGGAAGGUAUACCUUGUGACUGGCUCGAACACGGGCGUCGGAAAAGAAACAGCUCGCAUCCUCUACGCCAAAGGCGCAAAAGUUUGGGUAGCUGCGCGAUCUGAAGAGAAAGCAAAUACAGCCAUCGAAGAAAUUAAGAAAGCCGAGCCACGCUCGACUGGCCAAUUGCAUUUUCUGCAUUUUGAUCUCAGCGAUCUUCGUGAAGUCAAAAAAGCUGCGGAGAAUUUCUUGUCUCAGGAGACAAAGCUCCAUGUUCUUUUCAACAACGCCGGCGUGAUGGUAGGGACAUCAGAAGCCACCAAAACAGUUCAAGGUCAUGAGCUUGCACUUGGUGUCAACUGCAUCGGAACACAUCUCUUCACCAGACUACUCACACCUCUCUUGAUAGAGACGGCGAAAGCGGAGCCGGCAAAUUCCGUUCGCGUGGUCUGGCUUUCUUCAUUCGGACUGGAACUGUUCGGCGCCCAGGAUGUGGGCGUAGCGCUCGACAAUUUGGACUACCACGAGCCCAAAGCCGCAGCUGAGAGAUACGGAAUCAGCAAGUGCGGUGCGUGGGCACUUGGAGUCGAGUACGCUCGGCGUCACAAAGCCGAUGGCAUUGUCAGUGUACCGAUAAAUCCAGGCAAUCUAACUUCCGAGCUUGCUCGCGAUCAACCGGUGGCGUUGAAAAUGGUCGUUAAGGUAGUCGGCUAUCCUCCUAUUAUGGGAGCAUACACCGAGCUAUUUGCUGGCUUGUCUCCGGAAAUUACUUUGGAGAAAUCCGGAGAUUGGGGUACGUGA
Messenger RNA from Talaromyces rugulosus, 870 nucleotides. RefSeq lists its product as uncharacterized. The transcript has a single exon. Lineage: Eukaryota; Fungi; Ascomycota; Eurotiomycetes; Eurotiales; Trichocomaceae. Bases 1 to 870 code for a protein of 289 amino acids. The record is from RefSeq and is a predicted model, not a curated record.